Molecule: messenger RNA, 2822 nt
Organism: Archocentrus centrarchus (flier cichlid)
Lineage: Eukaryota; Metazoa; Chordata; Actinopteri; Cichliformes; Cichlidae
Gene: elovl4a
Product: ELOVL fatty acid elongase 4a
Exons: 6
Coding region: 1-963 (320 amino acids)
Biological process (GO): fatty acid elongation, monounsaturated fatty acid; very long-chain fatty acid biosynthetic process; sphingolipid biosynthetic process
Cellular component (GO): endoplasmic reticulum membrane; endoplasmic reticulum
Molecular function (GO): fatty acid elongase activity
Source: RefSeq, a predicted model, not a curated record
AUGGAGAUUGUCACACAUUUAAUUAACGACACCAUAGAAUUCUACAAAUGGACCCUCACUAUUGCAGACAAGCGAGUGGAGAAAUGGCCUCUGAUGGACAACCCCCUACCCACGCUGGCCAUCAGCACCUCCUACCUCCUCUUUCUCUGGCUUGGGCCCAAAUACAUGAAGAACAGAGAGCCCUUCCAGCUCCGCAAAACCCUCAUUGUCUACAACUUCAGCAUGGUCUUCCUCAACUUCUUCAUCUUCAAAGAGCUGUUUAUGGCGACGCGAGCAGCCAGAUACAGUUACAUUUGUCAACCGGUGGAUUAUUCAGAUGAUCCCAAUGAAGUGAGGGUGGCGGGAGCUCUGUGGUGGUAUUUUAUCUCCAAGGGCAUUGAAUAUCUGGACACUGUGUUUUUCAUCCUGAGAAAAAAAUUCAACCAGGUUACCUUCCUGCACGUCUACCACCAUUGCAGCAUGUUCACACUCUGGUGGAUUGGCAUCAAAUGGGUGGCAGGAGGACAGUCCUUCUUUGGUGCACACAUGAAUGCGAUGAUCCAUGUCUUGAUGUACCUGUAUUAUGGCCUUGCCUCCUGUGGACCUAAAAUCCAAAAGUACCUGUGGUGGAAGAAGUACUUGACGAUAAUCCAGAUGAUUCAGUUCCACGUCACCAUCGGCCACACGGCCUUGUCUCUCUAUGUCAACUGCGACUUCCCCCACUGGAUGCACUACUCCCUCAUCUGCUACGCCAUCACCUUCAUCGUCCUGUUUGGCAACUUCUACUACCAAACCUACCGCCGCCAGCAGCCCGCCCGGCGUGACACCUCCUCUUCCUCCAAAGCAGGAAAGGCUCUUUCUAAUGGCACCCUCAACGGGCUCAGCAAAGCUGCCAACGGAGCAAUGCUGAUGGGGAGCAAAGAGGAGAAACCCCAGGAGAACUCCGGGAGGAGAAAGAGGAAAGGACGAGCUAAAAGAGAUUAAAGGAGGGGGGAGCCAAAGAGGUUCAGGUGAGGUGCUUUGGCUUCUAGGCUAGUGCUAAAACAUGAAAGACUUACUUUGAGGAAGAUUUAGACAGGUGGAUGAUCACGUGUGAUGAGUUUAUUUAAGCCAUGAUCUGAGUUGUAUAUAAAAUAUGAGACAGGCAUUUUUGUUAAGAGAGGAUCAUGCUGUUACUAAAAGGCGGUCAUUGGUCAUACACCAGAUGACCAUUAUAACAACUCCAAAUACAAUAGUUUCUGAUGUGAGAUAGAGCUUUGUAUUCCUUCUCUUUAUUGUGGUGCUGUGACUUUCAGCUACUUUAAAACAGAGCCUGAAAAUAAGACGGGCCGGUUUCAGAUACUGGGUAAGUUGCAUUUGAUGCAUGUGAGCUGGUAAAAAAAAACUAAUAUAAACCGCUAUAUUGAGACAGGAAUACACACAGUAACACAAAUGCCUAUUUAUAUUUGAGCGUAUAUUCUUUUUUUCCUUUUUUUUUUUUUUUGCUUACCUGUACAGAUAUAAAACUGAUGAUAAUGUACACUAUCAUGUCAGUUUUGUCCUCAUCUUAUUCACCUGCUGUUGGCGUUACACAGGAGAGACUUUUAAGUUUACAGCUCCUGCUCACUGAUUCUGACACUUCUGCAGUUAGUCACAUCGUUGUGCAGAUGAAACGUAUUGACACUAAUUUAUUUAUGGGGAUGUAGAUGCUCACUUUUGAGCUGUCAUCCACACAAAAAAUAUAUAUAUAAAAAAGAGGAUGAAUAAAUCCAUAUCCAGAGGUAAGGUGUACAUAGAAAUAGUAAAAAAUGAAUUCUCGAUGCUCAUUGGAUGAAACUGUUGCACUGCUGGCUUGUUGCCGAUCUCUCUGUGUGGUUAAACACAGAGAGAUCGGCAACUUCAGCUCACAUGGGGGUGAAAUUUAGAUUCUUGUUAUUUCUAUAUACAACCAUAAACCAUUUUGUAUAUCCUUACCUGUAUGUAAUGUGAUGAAAUGUAAUAACUGUUAUUCAGAAAAAUUAUGAAUCUGAGAACUUUCUCAGUGUUUUCACCCCCCACCCCCCCACGACAGCGAAGCUGGUGGAGUUUUGUCUUUGCAGAUGUUUACCCGUCUUUUUAUAUUAUAUCCUCUCGGAAGUUGUCGUUUGUCUUAGACCCUGGUGAAGAUGUUGUGUGCUGAACAUGGUGGCAUUCUGGGUUCCCCUUUUGUAUUUAUGGAGAAUUCAGAGCUAGCUUAAAGCUACUAUUUAUUUAUAUUUUUUAAUCACGUUAACUAAACCUGCAUUAGUGCUGUUUUCUUUAACAUAUUCAGUCAAACGGGGUUUUUUUUUUUUUAAUCUAACUUUUCAAAUUGAAUUCAUGUGCGGAGCAGGCUUGAAUGUAAAUUUAUCAGAGAAGAGAUUUGGUUUAGAAAACAUUAUGCAUUAAGCAUUAUGAUUUCUGUACAGAAAGAGUUGGUGAGCAUCUGUUGGGAUGACCUAUGUGUUACCACUGAAGAACAUCUGUGGUCUGUCUGUAGUAUAAGGAGUGUAAAUCAAUGAUCAGCUCGAUAUAUCAGCAACUCCUGCUUUAUUUCAUCCAUCAGCCGAUGCAUUUCAGUGUUAGUUUAUUUAUUGGUUAUUUAUUGUUAUGUAAAUACUGAUUUCCAUCUUGCUAAGAGUGCUUGUCUCUGUAUUUGUCUUCUUUUUGUGUUGUACAUACUAUAUUGUGAUAUUUUGUACACUGCUCAUUUGGGAAUGUUCCUGGCUUUUCUGCUUGGGCAUUUUAUAAGUCAGCAUUGCUUCUGUUUUUAAUUUCUUUCUUUUUUUCUUUUUAGCAUCAUAUCUUUGAACACUCUUCAAAUUAAACUAAACUAAAUGCCUGUA